Molecule: messenger RNA, 4355 nt
Organism: Salarias fasciatus (jewelled blenny)
Lineage: Eukaryota; Metazoa; Chordata; Actinopteri; Blenniiformes; Blenniidae
Product: serine/threonine-protein kinase D3
Exons: 19
Coding region: 488-3124 (878 amino acids)
Biological process (GO): protein phosphorylation; intracellular signal transduction; phospholipase C-activating G protein-coupled receptor signaling pathway
Cellular component (GO): cytosol
Molecular function (GO): protein serine/threonine kinase activity; ATP binding
Source: RefSeq, a predicted model, not a curated record
CCAUCGGAAGCUGCUGAAAGUUUGUGGAGAACAACGUGCAGAGCGACUCUGAGCGCCUCGAGCAUCCGGCUGAAAGCGGCGAGGAACCGGGGGGAGGAGAGAGGAGAACCGGGGGACUGAGAGAGAGAGCCGGGGAGAAGAGAGAGGAGAACCGGGGAGGGAGAGAGAGGGGAACCGCGGAGAGGAGAACCGGAGACAAGAGAGGAGAGAGCCGGGGAGAGAUCGGAGGAGAACCGCGGAGCAGUGAGGCAGAGAACCGGGGGACGCAGAGAGGAGAACUUCAGUUCAUUUCUACUGUCGCAGCUCUCAGGGCGUCUGAGGAUUCGCCCGUGCUGAACCUCUCCGGACGUGACCUGAGGGAUGCCUGGCGGUGAGACCGGCCGGUCCCCGCGGGGGAGACGAGACGGUUGACGGUUCUUCUGUGGAUGCCGUUCCCCCCCCCCACGAGGCCUUGCUCCCGCCGGGACGUCGUCAGGGAUAGCGCGCCAUGUCAGCCGACGGCAGCCCGCCGCUGGCCCCGCCCACGCCGUCGCCGUCGCCCAGUCCGCCCGCCGCCGUCUGCGGCCGCCUGUCCAACGGCAGCCAGACGGCGCCCAGCCCCACCAACUCGCGGGGGUCGCUUCACGGCGGCGUCUCCUUCCUGCUGCAGAUCGGACUCACCAGGGAGACGGUGACCCUUGACCCCGGCGACCUGUCGCUGUCUGCGGUCCGGGAGCUGGUCUGCUCCAUCGUGGACCAGAAGUUCCCUGAAUGUGGAUUUUUCGGGAUGUACGAAAAGAUCCUUCUGUUCCGUCACGAUCUGAACUCGGACAACAUCCUGCAGCGGCUGACGUCGGCGGAGGAGAUUCACGAGGGCGACCUGGUGGAGGUGGUGCUGUCCGCUCUGGCCACAGAGGAGGACUUCCAGAUCCGACCUCACACUCUGUACGUCCACUCCUACAAGGCGCCGGCCUUCUGCGACGACUGCGGCGAGAUGCUGUGGGGGCUCGUUCGACAAGGCCUCAAAUGUGAAGGAUGCGGGCUGAACUACCACAAACGCUGCGCGUUCAAGAUCCCCAACAACUGCAGCGGGGUGAGGAAGAGACGCCUGUCCAACGUCUCGCUGCCCGGCGCCGUCAUGGCGGUCGCCCGUCCCCCGUCCAUGGAGUUCGUCCCGACGCCGCAGGAGGAGCGCCCCCUCCUGGGCGCCGGUAAACGUAACUCCCUGCUGAGCGGCCGGCCCAUCUGGAUGGAGAAGAUGGUCCUGGGCCGGGUCAAAGUCCCGCACACCUUCUCCGUGCACACGUACACUCGACCCACCAUCUGCCAGUACUGCAAGCGCCUGCUGAAGGGCCUCUUCCGCCAGGGGCUGCAGUGCAAAGAUUGUAAAUUUAACUGCCAUAAGCGGUGCGCAGCCAAAGUACCGCGAGACUGCCUCGGAGAGGUCGACUUCAACGGAGAGCCGGCCAGUCCCAGCCUGGAAUCUGAUGCCACCAUGGAGGUGGACAACUGCGACGUGAACAGCGACGGAGGCCAAAGCAUGGACGAGCAGGACGAGUCGUCGGCCGCCGACGACAAGCUCUUCUUCGCCGAGGGCCCCGGGACGGACGGCGAGCGAGACAGCGAGCGAGACGACGAGACGGUCCGGGCCAUCAGCCCGUCGACCAGCAGCAACAUCCCCCUGAUGAGGGUGGUUCAGUCCAUCAAGCACACCAAGAGGAAAAGCUCCACGGUGGUGAAGGAGGGCUGGAUGGUGCACUACACCAGCCGGGACAACCUGAGGAAGCGGCAUUACUGGAGGCUGGACUGUAAGAGUCUGACUCUGUUUCAGAAUGAAAGUGGAGCCAAGUAUUACAAGGAGAUCCCGCUGUCGGAGAUCCUGCAGGUGGAGCCGGCGCAGGACUUGGGCCGCCUGCCUCCGGGCAGCAGCCCGCACUGCUUCGAGGUGGUGACGGCCAGCGUGGUCUACUACGUGGGCGAGGACCACGGCCCCGGGGCGCCGGGGGCCCCCGGCGCGGGCCGCGACGCGGGCCGGGGCUGGGAGAAGGCCAUCCGCCAGGCGCUGAUGCCCGUCACGCCCAAGGCCAGCGUGGGCGUCGGCCCGGCACACGGCAAGGACCACAAAGAACUCAGCAUCAGCAUAUCAGUGUCCAACUCCCAGAUCCAGGAGAACGUGGACAUCAGCUCCGUCUAUCAGAUCUUCGCGGACGAGGUCCUUGGCUCGGGGCAGUUCGGGAUCGUUUACGGAGGCAAACACAGAAAAACAGGCAGAGACGUGGCGAUUAAAAUCAUCGACAAGAUGCGGUUUCCCACCAAGCAGGAGAGCCAGCUGAGGAACGAGGUGGCCAUCCUGCAGAACCUGCACCACCCGGGCAUCGUCAACCUGGAGUGCAUGUUCGAGACCCCCGAGCAGGUCUUCGUGGUCAUGGAGAAGCUUCACGGCGACAUGCUGGAGAUGAUCCUGUCCAGCGAGAAGAGCCGGCUGCCGGAGCGCCUCACCAAGUUCCUGGUCACGCAGAUCCUGGUGGCGCUCAAACACCUCCACUUCAAAGACAUCGUCCACUGCGACCUGAAGCCGGAGAACGUCCUGCUGGCGUCGGCCGAGCCGUUCCCUCAGGUGAAGCUCUGCGACUUCGGCUUCGCCCGAAUCAUCGGCGAGAAGUCGUUCCGCCGCUCGGUGGUGGGCACGCCGGCCUACCUGGCGCCCGAGGUGCUGCGCAGCAAGGGCUACAACCGCUCGCUGGACAUGUGGUCGGUGGGCGUCAUCGUCUACGUCAGCCUGAGCGGGACCUUCCCCUUCAACGAGGACGAGGACAUCAACGACCAGAUCCAGAACGCCGCCUUCAUGUACCCGCCCAACCCCUGGAAGGAGAUCUCAGAGGAUGCCAAAGACCUGAUCAACAACCUGCUGCAGGUGAAGAUGAGGAAGCGCUACAGCGUGGAGAAGACGCUCAGCCACCCCUGGCUGCAGGACUACCACACCUGGCUGGACCUGCGGGAGUUCGAGACGCGGCGCGGCGAGCGCUACAUCACCCACGAGAGCGACGACGCCCGCUGGGAGGAGUACGCCGACGAGCGGGGGCUGCACUACCCCACCCACUUCAUCAUGUCGCCCAACCUGGACGACAUGGAGGAGGACCCGUAGAGGGGCCGCCACGGGGCCGCCGCAGGGCCCGGGACCCCUGGGAUCUACCUUCACAUCCGUUCUCCAGGUCUGAACAGACGAACACUGAGAGCCGACGGAUCCUGAUGAGAUUUCAAAUCCAAGCUCAGGCACAUUGUUUUAUUAAAAAAAAAUCUCCAAAACUGAGAAACAUUGAUCUUCUUGACAAAACACGGAUCCGUAGCAACUCGUUUAAUCCUCAACAUGUUUGUUUUUAGUGUUUUCUGUCUUUGUUCUAUUGUAGAAACCGACCCUCUAACAGCAGCUUUUAAAAAUACUGGAUUCUUUUCUCCGUUUAUGAAAAACGAGAAGCCUGGUUAGCACGUCCAAAAAGCUAAAACUGUCAGGAGAAAUCACGUUUUCAAUCCUUCAGGUGAGGAUGUUCCAGUUUCUGCAGGUUUUCAAGUCAAAUUUAAGACUUUUUAAGGUGAGACGUAGCUGGAAAAAACACGCUUUAAAGCUCCUUUGGUUUUUAACCCCGAUAACGUCUUAUAAGUAGAAAAAAGCCAAACUAAGCAGCUAAUUUAUCUUCUGGUUUUCUCUGCUUUAAUUGAAUUUAGAGCGACUGGUUCAGGAAGUAAUCAGAAACCAAACUGAAAUUAAUUAAGGAAUUAGUUUACACCAGAAUAAACUCUGAACUCAGUCAGAUUCUGGGGUUUUGGGUUGACGUUGAAGCUAAACGUCUCGUUCAGAGACAGGAAGUGAACUUCCACGGCGCUCCAGCGCAGAAACAGCCAAUAGUAGAAUACGCCUCUUGUAAAUAACCAAAGAUCUGAGACAGUCAUGUACAACUAACGAGUAUUUUGUCUUGAAAAUAGCUGACAUAUCUGAGAUCUGGAGGAAGUAGUGCGUUCUGAACUCUUCCGUCUCCUGGCUGGAGGCUAAAUGCAAACCUAACAUUAAAAAACCUUCUGCUCAUUUUCAAACCUCGGGAUCAUUUUUAGACCAACAAAACUGGGCUUGACGGCAGAUUGUUGUAGAAAACGUGUCCAUUUUGUAAAUAAAGUAAUUUCCACAGCGAUUCUCUGGCCGAGGGUCAAGCUGCUGGUUUAGUCUCCGUGUUUCCGAACUCUAAACGUGACGCGUCCGUCCUGAGCCCACUGCGACCUGAGAAGCUACGACACCUUUUAUAUUUUUACAAGAAAACGUUUCGUCUUGUGGAUGUUUUUAUUUCUGUGGGAAAAUGAUUAAAGCUGAACAGUGAAACUGUGAA